CCACCCUGCGGGCACUAGGGACCUCCCUGCUCUGGAGCAUCACUCGCCACCCGGCAGCUCUCUGCAAGGAGGGCAGCCAUAAAUAGAUCCUAGUGCAUACCCAGCACGAACGUUUGCUGAGAUUAAUUCUAUCUACCGAACUGCACAUACUCCGAGAGCAUGAGGAGGUGCCUUUCUGAGCUGCACACACCAAGGUCAUCUGGAUGUCAGCAUGGCAGCCACAAACCUGGAGAACCAGUUGCACAGCGCCCAGAAGAACCUCCUGUUCCUUCAGCGAGAGCACGCCAGCACACUCAAGGGGCUCCACGCCGAGAUCCGUCGGCUUCAGCAGCACUGCACAGAUUUGACCUAUGAGCUAACAAUUAAAGGUUCCGAUCCAACAGGAGAUGGCUCUUCCAGAACCACUGAGCUGAAGAGGCGCUGUGAAGAGCUAGAGGCCCAGCUAAAGGCCAAGGAGGAGGAGAACCACGAGCUGCUCCAGGAACUGGAGCAGAAGAAUGCAGCAAUUGUGGUCCUGGAAAACACCGUCCGUGAAAGGGAGAAGAAGUACCUGGAGGAGCUGAAGGUCAAGAGUCAUAAGCUGAGCAUGCUGUCCACUGAGCUUGAGCAGCGUGCCAGCACUGUCGCCUACCUGACCUCGCAGCUGCACGCCGCCAAGAAGAAACUCCUCAGCUCCAGCGGCACCUCAGAUGCCAGCUCGGCCGGCAGCCCUGCACUGGCCAGCUACAAGCCAGCGCCACCCAAGGACAAGCUGCCUGAGACACCCCGUCGCCGCAUGAGGAAGAGCCUGUCAGCCCCACUGCACCCUGAGUUUGAGGAGAUCUACAGGUUCAGAGCUGACAGCCGCAAACUCCUUCUCCGUGAGCCAGUAGAUGCAAUGCCUGACCCCACCCCGUUCCUGCUGGCCCGGGAGUCCGCUGAGGUCCAGCUUAAGGAGCGGCCACUCGUCAUCCCACCUAUUGCCUCAGACCGUGGUGCUGGUGGUCAGCAUAGCCCAGCCCGAGAGAAGCCACACAAGGCCCACAUCGGGGUGGCCCAUCGCAUCCACCAUGCCAGCCAGCCGCAGGCCAAACCUGAGGUGGAGACACUGGCCCUGGACCCAGUCAAUGCAGGGAAAGUGGUACGAAAGCACUCGGGGACAGACAGAACUGUGUGAAGCCUGUGGCCGCCACCACAGCCAUCCACGCACUGUGAGCACCACAGGGAACCUCGCCCACGCCUUCCUCCACCCAUGCCAAAUUGUCCUCAGACCUGUCCACCAACACCCCUAGCGCCUCUUGCCCACGGUGACACCAUACUGCAAUGGCGUCCCUGCUGCAGGUAUUUAUUAGCACUGUGGCCACCACCUGCGUGCUGAUCGCUUGCUUCCAGCCCCACGCUGUGUGAUCUCUGCACGCGUGGAUGAGGCCCAGGCUGCGGCUGUAUCACUAUGCGACACUCAGAGUCAGAUAGUCACACACCUAAAGUUGGAGCAACACAUGCAGACCCUGCUCCCUCCUGGAAACCCCCACACCCCCGUAGACCUUCCUGGGGUGGCAUCGUCACCAAGCAGCUGUAUGCCUAUGUCACAGGAUCUAAAUAAGAUGACUUUACUCUUCAUGUCACCCCAACCUGAACGUGUGUUCAUAUUUUAUUUGGGUUAGUUUUAUCCAUAAUGUUAAAGAUCCCAACAAACUUUAUUUUCUAAACCUGC
Molecule: messenger RNA, 1693 nt
Organism: Jaculus jaculus (lesser Egyptian jerboa)
Lineage: Eukaryota; Metazoa; Chordata; Mammalia; Rodentia; Dipodidae
Gene: Ccdc92
Product: coiled-coil domain containing 92
Exons: 5
Coding region: 212-1156 (314 amino acids)
Cellular component (GO): centriole
Source: RefSeq, a predicted model, not a curated record